Molecule: messenger RNA, 2469 nt
Organism: Bombina bombina (fire-bellied toad)
Lineage: Eukaryota; Metazoa; Chordata; Amphibia; Anura; Bombinatoridae
Gene: CLPB
Product: caseinolytic mitochondrial matrix peptidase chaperone subunit B
Exons: 16
Coding region: 56-2029 (657 amino acids)
Biological process (GO): cellular response to heat
Cellular component (GO): mitochondrion; cytoplasm
Molecular function (GO): ATP hydrolysis activity; protein binding; ATP binding
Source: RefSeq, a predicted model, not a curated record
UUUGACAAGUGGCUGCCAUAUUGGUCCCUUGCAGUGGUGAUUAUAUAGUUUCUUCAUGUGGCGUUUCCGCGUGUCUGGGUUCGGUAUUACCCGACUCCUUGGCUACCGCCUGGGGUUGUCCCAUCGGUGUGUGACGGAUCUUGUAAGAUGUGAGGCUGUGUCUGUGCGCCACCAUGAGCAGAGUCGUUGGUUACCGGUUUUGGGACAUAAACCACUUAAUAUGCAGUUUCAGCAUGAGAACACUUGGGGGCGCAGGGACAGCGCACAACAAGAUGAGAUGCAGUACCUUGAAAGAAACACACGGUGGAACCAGAGUGAAACAAACAGCAUUCCGCAUGGGAUCUCUGUGCUCGCUGCUGCCCUUCUGGCUUAUUGUUACAGCAAGUCCGAGGGGGAGGAACUGCUGGAAGCUGCCAGGACUAGUAAUAUCUAUGAAGUAGACCGGUUGCUGGCGCAGAAGGUCGACCCAAAUACACGACAUAAACUCGGCUGGACUGCUCUGAUGGUGGCUGCCAUAGGGAGGAACCAGAGUGUUGUAAAAUCUCUGCUAAAGGCCGGCGCUGAUCCAAACCUCGGGGAUGAGUUCGCCAGCGUCUAUGAGACAGCCAAGGCUAAAAGCAUACACUCUUUAGAAGUUCUGGUGGUCCGAGAGGAUGAGUUCAGUAAUCGUCUGAAUACCAGGGCCAGCUUUCGGGGCUGCACUGCGCUGCAUUAUGCAGUACUGGCUGAUGAUUAUGGCACAGUAAGGGAGUUACUGCAGGGAGGUGCCAACCCACUGCAGAAGAACGACAUGGGGCACAGUCCUCUAGACUAUGCGCGAGAAGGGGAGAUUAAAAAGCUGCUUAAAUCAUGGGAGACCAAGUUCCAGGAAGAGGAAAGGAGAAGAGACAUGGAGGAACGACGGAGAUUUCCGCUGGAGCAGCGCCUGAAAGAGCACAUAGUUGGCCAGGAAAGUGCCAUAGCCACGGUGGGCGCAGCCAUCCGCAGGAAGGAGAACGGCUGGUAUGACGAAGAGCAUCCCUUGGUCUUCUUGUUCCUCGGCUCGUCAGGCAUAGGAAAAACUGAGCUGGCCAAGCAGACAGCACGAUACCUUCACAAGGACGUAAAAAAGGGAUUCAUCCGGCUGGAUAUGUCCGAAUUCCAGGAGAAGCAUGAGGUAGCUAAGUUUAUUGGUUCUCCUCCUGGGUACGUUGGCCAUGAGGAAGGAGGGCAGCUGACGAAGAAGCUGAAGCAGUGCCCAAAUGCAGUGGUUCUAUUUGACGAGGUGGACAAAGCUCAUCCGGACGUGCUCACCAUCAUGCUGCAGCUCUUUGACGAGGGCCGUCUGACUGAUGGGAAGGGAAACACCAUUGAAUGCAAAGAUGCCAUAUUUAUCAUGACCUGUAACGUGGGCAGUGAUGAGAUCGCCCAGUACGCCCUGCAGCUCAGACAGGAGGCCCAAGAGAUGAACAGGAAGAGGCUGGCUGAGAAUCUGGAUGAUAUCCAGAUUAGUGAAAAGAUCACCAUAUCCAAGCAGUUCAAGGAAAACGUCAUCCGGCCCAUACUGAAGGCUCAUUUCCGGAGAGACGAGUUCCUGGGAAGGAUCAAUGAAAUUGUCUACUUCCUGCCCUUCUGCCAAUCGGAGCUCACUCAGCUGGUCCAUAAGGAGCUCAGCUCGUGGGCAAAAAGGGCCAAGCAGAGACACAACAUCACUCUGCUGUGGGAUCGAGAGGUGAUGGACGUGUUAGCAGACGGCUACAAUGUGCAUUAUGGGGCUCGCUCUAUCAAACAUGAGGUUGACAGACGUGUGGUUAACCAGUUAGCUGCUGCGUACGAGCAGGACCUCCUGCCACGGGACUGCACGCUUAGGAUUGCCGUUGAAGACUCUGACAAACAUCUAUUGAAAAGUAAAGGACGGGCCCAGGAAGAGCAAGAUACAGAGAGGAAGGUACCUAGACUGCGUCUGGAGAUUGUAGAGCAGGGCAGUAAGAGUCGGAAGCUGAACAUCCAGCAACCCCUCACCCCAGAAGACGUGGCAUUCUCCAGAUGACUUUGGUGGAACAGUUCAAAGACCAUUUAGUUUGCAGAAUCCAGUGACAGCCAUGUGAUAAAUAAACAUAGAGACUGAUUAGGAUUCAUCAGUGCUUUGUCAUUUGAUUAUGUGACAUCGGAUCAGUGGAACCGUAAUCUUCAUUGGCAGGAGACCUGCUGCUUCACUAAAGUUCUCAGUGAUCAUAAUAUUUCACCCAUUCAAUCACUUUUUGUUAUAGGGAGAUGUGAAUUCUAAAAUGUAAACUGGAGAUUCAGUGGACAGCGUUACUUCAUGACAUCUUCCCCCUGAUUAGUUGAUGAGUCAUUGCACCCAAUACAGCUGGGUUUUUUUUAAUUAAUGUACAAUAUUUUAUCUGUUCACUUUCUGUGGGUAAUUCUAGAUACAUGAAGCAAAUAUUUAUCCUUAUAUGCCAAGAUAAAGUGAUCAGUGCAAGUGCA